Messenger RNA from Salarias fasciatus (jewelled blenny), 572 nucleotides. Its product is annotated as ictacalcin-like. NCBI's taxonomy places the organism in Eukaryota, Metazoa, Chordata, Actinopteri, Blenniiformes, Blenniidae. Bases 125 to 406 code for a protein of 93 amino acids. Gene Ontology annotation, cellular component: cytoplasm. The transcript is spliced from 3 exons. Gene Ontology annotation, molecular function: calcium ion binding; calcium-dependent protein binding; transition metal ion binding. The record is from RefSeq and is a predicted model, not a curated record.
GGAGGGAUGCAGGGUGUGGUGGUGCAUAAAACCUGAGCUGCAUCCAUUUUUCCAUCACUGCAGCUCCUCCAAGCCUCAUUUUAUUUCUCUGGUCUUCUUCCAUUAAAGCCUCGCAGCCGCCAUCAUGUCUGACACUCAGCAGGCCAUGGCCCUGCUCCUCAACGUCUUCGACAAAUACGCUAGAAAGGAGGGGGACAGUGACACCUUAACCAAGCAGGAGCUGAAGGAUCUUCUUCAGACUGAGCUUGGGGAACUCCUGGGCAAAGCCAAUGACAAGGCUGCAGUAGACAAAAUUUUCAAAGAAUUGGACAGAAACGCAGACAACACGGUGGAUUUCCAGGAGUUUGCUAACUUGGUCACGGCCCUCACUGUGAUGUGCCACGAAUUCAUCAAGUCAAGCAAAUGAGGAUCUGACGCCACCUUGGGGCUGGCUGAGAGAGCAGCGGAAAAGAGAAGGGCUCCCUGACACAGUCAUCUGUUGAAGGGAUGCAUUAUUUUCUACUGCUGGAAGCCGCAAACAUAAAGUCACAAAAUUGUAUCGCAAUGUAAAAAUAAAUCAUCUUUUUCUCUGA